Molecule: messenger RNA, 2483 nt
Organism: Fulmarus glacialis (Northern fulmar)
Lineage: Eukaryota; Metazoa; Chordata; Aves; Procellariiformes; Procellariidae
Gene: RIGI
Product: DEAD (Asp-Glu-Ala-Asp) box polypeptide 58
Cellular component (GO): cytoplasm
Molecular function (GO): ATP binding; single-stranded RNA binding; double-stranded RNA binding
Source: RefSeq, a predicted model, not a curated record
GUUACACCGGACUGGCAGAAGCAAUUGAAAACUGGAACUUCAGCAAACUGGAAAAACUGGAGUUGCACAGACAACUGUUGAAGCGGAUAGAAGCAACAGUGCUAGAAGUUGAUCCGAUAGCACUCAUGCCCUACAUAAACUCAUGCCUGAUGGAAAGGGAAUGUGAUGAGAUCCUGCAGAUUAGUGAAUACAGAAGCAAAGCAGCUGGGAUAACUAAACUCAUUGAAUGUCUCUGUCAAUCGGAUAAGGAAAACUGGCCAAAAAGCCUUAAGCUGGCACUAGAUAAUGCAGAAUAUUACAAUGCAAGUGAACUGUGGGAUAUGAGAGACGAUAAUGGCAAAGAUGUUGAUGGUGAAAUGACAGAUGCCUCUGAGAACAGCUUUGAAACCAUGAUGACGUUUUCUGAAGAAGCAGAAUGUGAUAAUAAUCUCAGUGAAAAUCUCGGUUCAGCUUCAGAAGUGAUUUAUCAGUCUUCACCUGUUUAUGAACCAAAGAAGGCUCGGAGCUACCAGACCGAACUUGCGCAGUCUGCUAUCAGUGGGAAAAACACAUUGAUAUGUACACCCACAGGAUCUGGAAAAACCUUGGCACUCCUGGUUUGUGAACACCAUUUCCAAAACAUGCCUGCAGGACGAAACGUGAAAGUUGUCUGUCUUGCAGCUAAAGUGCCAGUGUAUGAACAACAGAAAACUGUAUUCAAGCAGCAUUUUGAAAGAAGUGGAUACUCUGUUCAAGGAAUUAGUGGUGAAACAGUUGCAAAUGUCUCUGUAGAAAAGGUUAUUCAGGACAGCGACAUCAUUGUGCUGACGCCCCAGACUCUUGUGAAUAGCAUCGAGGAAGGGAUCCUUAGCUCCCUCUCCAUCUUCACUCUGAUGAUAUUUGAUGAGUGCCACACUACAGGCAAGCACCCUUACAAUGUGUUAAUGACCAGAUACCUGGAACAAAAAUUUGACUCCUCUGCCUCAGGUAAGGCCCAGCCUAUUGUAGGUUUAACUGCUUCUGUUGCAGUUGGUAAUGCCAAGAGCAUCAAGGAAGCAAUAGAGCACAUCUGUACCCUCUGCUCCUACCUUGACAUACAGGCCAUAUCCUCUGUCAGAGAGAACAAACAGGAUCUGCAGAGAUUUGGAAACAAGCCAGAAACAUAUGUCAGAUGGGUUAAAAUGCGAGUUCAGAAUCACUUUGCAGACAUUAUCUCAGGUCUGAUGUCUGAGACAGAGGCAUUGAUGAGGAAGAUUUACUCAGUGGAUACUAUCUCUCAAAUCAACAAGAAUGAUUUUGGAACACAGAAAUAUGAACACUGGAUAGUUGCCACUCAGAAGAAAUGCAGACUGUUGCAACUGCCAGAUAAGGAGAAGGAGAGCAGCAUUUGGAAAGACCUUUUCAUUUGCACUGAACACCUGCGGAAAUUCAACGAUGCUCUCAUCAUCAGUGAAGAUGCCUGCAUCGAAGAUGCUUUAGCCUACCUAACUGAAUUUUUCACAAAUGUCAAAAAUGGACCAUAUACAGAGUUAGAGAAGCAACUGACAGCCAGAUUUCAAGAAAAAGAACCAGAACUGACUGCCCUUUCAAAAGAUGAAUCAAAUGACAAUCCCAAGCUGGAAGAGCUUGCUUGCAUCCUGGAUGAAGCAUACCGCUAUUACCCACAGACUCGCACUCUUCUCUUUGCUAAGACGAGAGCCUUAGUAGCUGCUUUGAAGAAGUGGAUAGAAGCAAACCCUCUACUUAACCACAUACAUCCAGGGGUGUUGACGGGUAGUAGAAGAACAGAUCAGUUUCUUGGUACUGUAGGUAUGACCCUCCCAAUGCAGAAGGGUGUACUGAAUGCAUUCAAAACCAACAAAGAAAGCAGACUGCUAAUUGCUACAUCUGUUGCUGACGAAGGCAUUGGUAUUUCUGAGUGCAACCUUGUUGAGCUCUAUGAAUACUUCGGUAAUGUCACCAAAAUGAUCCAAGUCAGAGGUACAGAAUUUCAGAGCUAUUAUUUUAGAAACCUGUUUUGGCCUAGAAAUGGACAUAAACAUGACCUGCAAAUGAAGGAAAAGGUAUUACGAGAUUCCAGGAAGAAAGAAACAAGACCGAAGGUAGUGUAAGGGAAAAAAAACCUUCUGUGUGGAAAAUGCAAAGCAUAUGCCUGCAGUACAGAUGACAUCAGAGUUAUAAAGGAAUGUCAUCACAUUGUCCUAGGAGAUGCAUUCAAGGAGCGUUACAUAACAAAGCCUCACCAGAAAUCAGUCCAGUUUGAUUGUUUUGAGAAAAAAAGCAAGAUGCAUUGCCAAAAUACUAAUUGCCAGCAUGAAGUAUCAUAGUGAAGAAUCAUAGUGAAGUACAAGACAUUUGAUAAUCUACCAGUGAUCAAAAUCAAAAGCUUUGUGGUAGAGAACGUUGAAACUGGGACACAAAUGGAUUUUCAGAAAUGGAAAAAUAUUAAUUUUUCUUUGAGGAAUUUUGAUGUUGAAGAAACGUCCAGAAACUCAGCAUUUUAG